UUGGUUCUCUUGUAUUGAUUACGUCUCUUCCCAAGCUACACAACUUUCAGCAGUGAUGGGGACGCUAGGUGCUAUGAAUUCUCUGUAGCGAUGGAGACACCAGGGUACUCGAAUAUCACAAACUGAAUCAUUUUCUGUUAUGUGUCAGCUUGUUUAACUUCAUUUUACAUUCGUCGUCAACCCAAUUUUAGUGCUCAUGGCACCUUCUCAACUAUGCAUCACCGUAAGAAAAUGCGUCAUCAUCAUCGCUUUGUAGUUCACUGCCGUCAUCCUUCCUGACCAUGGAUUAUUCAUAUUACCGAUGUAAAUACAUCGCUCUCCCAACGUCACUCCAGCGCUAUACCUAUUGCAACUUUGCAAUCCCCGAAAAUAUGAUUAAAUAUCAAACUCAUCAUACCUUUUCGAAGUCAUUUCUUUGGUAAGUUUGUGAGGUUCAUCAUAUGAUUUAAGAUCUUUCGGAGGGUUAUGAUUUAUAUGCACACUCCGCUGAAAAAAAUACAUAGACACGCCUCACAAUGUGACUCAAGAGUCUUGAGUCGAGACGUGAUCACAGUAUGAUUCAUCAAAGAACGUUUACUUGUCAUAAUUCAAGUCAUGAACAUUGCCUUUUUCCGAGUAUUUAAAGGUCUACUUAACCCUUCUACUCCUGCUUCUUCUUUUUUCAUUCAAAACAUUUCGUGAAUUUCGAUACAUCUUCAGGACUUACUUCCCUUUUCAUUCUGUGAACAAACAAACGAACAUAUCCACACGGGUCAAAGAUUAAAGCACUUCGCUCUAGGACCGCGUCCUCAAAAACAUUGUAAGUGUUGCAUUUUUGGGAAGUGCAGAGUCGUGAUUAACGUGAGCAUGAGCCGAAAAUUAGACGCCAUACCAAUACAUCGGAACUGCAUCAACAUUCGGUUAUUUGAACACCGUACACAUUCCUCUAUUCCUCCCAAAAGAGACCCAACAAUAAAAGGCAGCCUGUGACCUUCUCAUACCGGAAACACCAUGACGAGUCCCAGUCCAACAUUCCUGCUCGAGACUCAAGCCAUCAUUCCAAUUUCACCACGAACUGACAGACGCGAGCAAACUGGCAGGCACGCGCAAACUAUCAGACACGCUGACGAUGUAUAUUUAAAGGGCGCAAAGCGUAUGCUGGACCUCUCAGGCUCCCGUCCCCAAAUAUAUGUAGACAUCAUAGCCAAAGAACUAUACUUUCGAGAGCUGGCAUUCAUCGAGUCGGCCGAUGGAAAGCUCUACGUUGCUCUCCCUCAGGAACUGGUCAAAAACACUGACUUCUGUGGAAGGAAUGGAUGGCAAAAACGCGAAGAAAAAAAAAAGGUAUUUGAGGGAAGGCGCAGCGAAUUGGAGCUUUGAAAGUUGGAACGCUGUUAGCUAUAAUGACCCUAAGACGUUGGAGAACAGGUUGCAAGAGGCUCCGCAAGGAUUUAAAUACGUCAAAGUUCCAGAUUAUUGCACUUGGUAUGAGGAGCUCAAGAAAAAGGAGAAAGAGAGAGAUUGUGUUGUCUCGUUCGUGGUUGUCGAAGGGACCGUGGAACAAAAACCGGCACAAGUCUUCCAAAUUGCAGAAUUGGAAAAAAGAGUCAUCCAUAAUCCGGCCGCUCGAGUAAUCUGGUAUCAUCAUCGCGGCGUUUGGGCGUGGCAGGGGUUAGAUAUGAGAACGUGGUAGAGUCAUACCAUUGAUGAAAGAAUCCGAAAUGCUAAGCAGGACCGUUUAGAGGUAUGAGGUUGGAUUAACAUAUUCUAAGGAAACUUUCCUUUGAAUACAAACUCCGUUGAUGUUCUAUAAUCGAUGCAGCUCCCAAACUAUGAAUGUUUUCAUUGUGGUGCAAGUAAAGCUAGCCAUCAACUUGAUGGCAGACUUCUAUACGUUUUUGCACUGCAGGGUGCUAAAUACCUAGGUCGAUCUUGUAUCCCAGAGCGACACUGUCUAUACUCGCUUGGAUGCCACACCUGCAAUGUCUAGAUAAAUCUUGAAGCAUCUCAAUA
Sclerotinia trifoliorum is the source of this 1992-nucleotide messenger RNA. The record is from the annotation of a GenBank genome assembly. NCBI's taxonomy places the organism in Eukaryota, Fungi, Ascomycota, Leotiomycetes, Helotiales, Sclerotiniaceae.